Symbiodinium natans is the source of this 972-nucleotide messenger RNA. The record is from the annotation of a GenBank genome assembly. NCBI's taxonomy places the organism in Eukaryota, Dinophyceae, Suessiales, Symbiodiniaceae.
AUGCAUACCUACACUACAUCGCAUUCCAGUACGUUAUACGCGGCGCUGAAGAAGGCCACGGACACGCGGGAGGUGGCUGCUCUCACCUUCGCGCUGCAGCAGGCCAAGGAGGCGGGCGUGGAUGCCGAGUUGCUGGCGGCUUCCCAGGCCGUCUUGGAAGUCGAGGCCCCCAAGCAAGAGGCGCGCGAGGUCCUUGCAGCUCAGCUGGCCAAGGUUCACGCGGCAGGGGACCAAGGGCCCUCGCUGGAGGAGCUCACGGCGCUCGAAGCGGCCAUCGACAGGGCCCGGACGGUGCAGCUCCCGGAGGCCGAGUUCGCUCAGGCCUUGGAGAUAUUGGCGCAGGAGCAGCAGCGUGCCAUGUGCAAGAAGGAGGUGGCGAAGGUGGUCGAGAAGCGGAGGGAUGUCGACCGCAACAGCAUGGAGGCCUUGGAGGAAGCCAAAGAGGAGCUCUUCAACGCCCUGCUUGCGGCAAAGGCCGUCGAGGUCCCCUCCGCAGCUCUGCGCGAAGCGGACGGCCUCCGCAGGAGGAUCCACAAUGCUCUCGAAGAUCUCAAGGGCUCCAUCCGCGUGUUCUGCCGAAUACGGCCGAUCAACAAGCGUGAGCAAGAGCUCCAAGAUGUGGACGUCACCGACAUUGUGGACUCCAUGACAGUGAACACUCAGAAGCCGAGUUUUGGCACCAUCGCGAACGAGCCGGAACAGUUCAACUUCGACGCCGUGUUCAAGCCUGGCUCGCAGGUGGAAGUUUUCGACACUUGCAAGGACCUGGUUCAAUCCGCCUUGGACGGCUACAACGUGGCGAUGUUCGCAUAUGGCCAGACCGGGGCGGGAAAGCGGCCGCCCCAGCAUCUGCCGCCUUUAAGAGCGCAAGCCAUGGCGGAAUGCAACGUGUUGUUCCGAGUUGCUCCACACGUGCUGCUGAGGACCUUCACCAUGUAUGGCAGUGGAGACCCCAGCACAGCAGCUUCAUGA